Colossoma macropomum (tambaqui) is the source of this 3180-nucleotide messenger RNA. RefSeq names its product integrator complex subunit 8 (gene ints8). Gene Ontology annotation, biological process: snRNA 3'-end processing. The record is from RefSeq and is a predicted model, not a curated record. NCBI's taxonomy places the organism in Eukaryota, Metazoa, Chordata, Actinopteri, Characiformes, Serrasalmidae. Bases 126 to 3116 code for a protein of 996 amino acids. The transcript has 28 exons. Gene Ontology annotation, cellular component: integrator complex.
UGGUUCAGUCAGAGAAAGGAAGGCGCUGUGAAUGAGUGGAUCUUCUUAAUAACGGUGUUUAAUGUAAUUAUUCUUUUUUAUUCGUGUUUUAAUCUCACCGCUGCUGAUUGUUUACUCCGGUGAAGAUGAGCGCCGAAGCCGCGGACCGAGAGGCUGUGAGCGGCAGCCGGCCCAGCACACCCCCACAGACGUCCUGGUUCGAGUUUCUCCUGGACCCCUCCUUACUGGAGCAGCAUUUGCAGAAAUCCAACCCAGAUCCUUCUCCAGUGCAGCUGGUCAUCCAGUUCCUGGAACAAGCCUCCAAGCCUUCUGUGAAUGAGCAGAACCUUGUCCAGCCACCUGCGGAUAACCGGAGGAACCGCACCCUGAAGCUGCUCGCUCUCAAGGUGGCUGCACACCUCAGAUGGGACCUGGACGUGCUGGAGAAAGGUUUGACCAUUCCAGUGCUGAACAUGUUACUGAACGAGCUGCUGUGUGUCAGUAAAGUCCCUCCUGGAGUGAAACAUGUGGACUUGGAUCUGUCCACCCUUCCUCCCACCACUGCCAUGGCAGUUCUGAUCUAUAACCGCUGGGCCAUCCGUACUAUAGUGCUGAGCAGCUUUCCUGAGAAACAGGCGAAACCCGGACCUCACCAGCUCAACAUGAUUAAUCUGGUUCAGCAGGAGAAGGAACUGACUGAGAACAUACUGACUGUGCUGAAGGAGCAGGCCACAGAUUCCAUAAUGGUGCUCGAGGGAGCUCUGAACAUUAAGAAGGAUUUUUACAUCCACACACUGCACACUUUGGACCUGCUGGCGGCUGAUCCCAGCACAGCCAACGGGGAGACGGAGUCCUCCACGGCCGGCCUCCGGAUUAGUGCCGACGAGCUGCACUGUCAGGUGCGUUACGAUUUAGGAGGAAUUUACUUUCAGCAGGGCUGUUCAGACCCUUCAGCUUAUGAGAAGGCCCAAGAGCACUUCCGCAAAACAAGGGAACUGCUAACAAAGCUGAGCUCGGACCCGUUACACUGUCACCUGGAUGAGAAGCGGCUGGCUGGCUACUGGAGCGCGUGCAGGGCCUUGACUGGGUCAUCAGACCCCAGCGACAGUCAGCUCACCCCCUACGGCCUCAUCAACAAUUUAAUCAAGACUCAGAACUACCAGGGUUUGAUCGAUGCCUUCAUCAAAGACAACGUCACACACAGCCUGCCAAACAAUUUCAGACACUCAGUUCAGCUGGAGCUCCUGCAUAGAGUUCAACAAGGGGACAGGGCUCUGGAGGAGGUCUGCCACAAGCUGUGCAUGUGUAAUGCGGUGCGCGAUGCUCUGGAGGGUCAGGUGCUCAGCGUUCGCUUCCAGCAGCUUCUGCUCAAGCCCAGCAAACGCACCAUCAGCUUCCUGCUGGAGGUGUGUACGAAGUCUUUAGAUAAGGAGCAUACUUCAGAGACAUCCAAAAGGAAAAUGGCUCUUUUCCUCAAGAACUUGUGUGAGAGGCUGGAGGAAGUUCCUCUGGCCUACAUGGUGUCAUCCCAUAAGCUCUUCAUGGAGCUGCUGACAGACGAGGAGAAGAAGACCCUGUUAGACCAGAUGAGGAAAAGAUCUGCAACAGUCAACCUCAGCGCCAAGCCACUCCCCUCCUUCUACGACAUCCCUGCCUCUGCCAGUGUAAAUAUCGGUCAGCUGGAGCAGCAGCUGAUUCUUUCAUUGGAUGCACGACAGAUCAGACAGAUCCUCAUUGAGCUCCACGGCAUGGCCGAGAGGUCCUUCUGGAGGGUCAACAGCAAGUGGGAAGUUCCAUCAGACUACAUAAACGUCAUACUCGCCAUUAAGGACAACCUCACACGGGACCUUGUGUACAUUCUUAUGGCGAAGGGUCUUCACUGUGUAAACAUCAAGGACUUUGUACACGGGCGGCAGCUGUUCACAGCUUGCCUGGAGCUGGUGACUGAGUUCUCCCCGAAACUGAGGCAGGUCAUGCUGAACGAGAUGCUGCUGCUGGAGGUGCGAGCCCACGAGGCCGGGGCCGCCGAGGGCAACACAGAGAGACCCCCUCCUGACCUGGUCAGCAGAGUCCGCGGCUACCUGGAGAUGAGGAUCCAUGAUAUCCCGCUCAGGCAGGUCGUCGGGGAGGAGUGUGUGGCCUUCAUGUUGAACUGGAGAGAAAAUGAAUAUCUCACACUGCAGGUGCCCACAGCGCUGGUGAAUAACAACCCUUACAUUAAGCUGGGGCAGCUGCUGGCCGCCACCUGUAAGGAGCUGCCAGGUCCUAAAGAGAGCCGGCGCGCGGCUAAAGAGCUGUGGGAGGCGGUAGUGCAGAUCUGCUCCGUGUCCAGCCAGCACAAACGGACCAACGACGGGCGGGUCAGCCUCAUCAAACAGAGAGACUCCUCGCUCGGCAUCCUGCCCAGGAGUAAAUUCAUUACGUUUGUUAAAAAGCUGAGGGAGCCUUUAGUGCUGACCACCCUCAUCUCUCUCUUUGUGAGACUGCACAGUAUCGUCCGCGAUGACAUUGUGAAUGAAGUGACUGCAGAACAUCUGUCCAUAUGGCCGUCCUCCCUGGCCAAUAUUCAGGCUGUGGAUGUGGAGGCUGUUGCAGUUACAGUGAAGGAGCUGGUCACCUACGCUCUGACCCUCAACCCCAACAACCAGUCCUGGCUCAUCACCCAAGCCGACAUUUACUUUGUAACCAACCAGUACUCUGCUGCCAUGCACUACUACCUACAGGCAGGUACGGUGUGCUCAGAUUACUUCACCAAGCCUGUACCGCCAGAUGUCUACACCGACCAGGUUCUGAAGAGAAUGAUCAAAUGCUGCUCUUUACUCAACUGUCAUACUCAGGUUGCUGUUCUUUGCCAGUUUCUGAGGGAAGUUGACUAUAUGACUGCAUUCAAAGCUCUUCAGGAGCAGACCAGCCAUGAUUCUAUGGAUUCGUUCUACGAGUACAUCUGGGAUGUGACCAUUCUGGAGUAUUUGACUCACAUCCAUCACAAACGUGGGGAGAUUGAGAAAAGGCAGGUCGCUAUCAAGGCUAUCGGACAGACGGAGCUGAACUCCAGUAACCCUGAGGAGGUCCUGCAGCUCGCUGCUCAGAAGAGGAAGAAGAAAUUUCUUCAGGCCAUGGCAAAACUUUACUUCUGAAGCAAACUCUCAGAAAACAAAAUGUACAUUUUUUAUUUUUAUUAAAACACAAAAAUAAAUACCA